This is a messenger RNA of Dermatophagoides farinae (American house dust mite), 1557 nucleotides long. RefSeq lists its product as uncharacterized. NCBI's taxonomy places the organism in Eukaryota, Metazoa, Arthropoda, Arachnida, Sarcoptiformes, Pyroglyphidae. The record is from RefSeq and is a predicted model, not a curated record.
AUAGGAAUGUGAAUAAGCAAAAGAUUGUUGUUGCUGUCGCUGUUGUUGUUGUUGAUAUACAAUGUUUUGUUUUUUUUAAAUACUUUUUUUUCGGAUGUUUAUUGUUAGUGUCUGUGUCGAUUGAUCACCAUUGGUUACUAGAUCAUCAUCAUCCACAUCAUCAAAAUUGGAUUGAAUGAGUUCGCCAUCGUUUCCAUGUUUCAAUUACCGUGUAUUUAAUUUAUCCAUCUUUUUUAUUUGAUCAACUAUCAACGUGUCUUGUCGGCUUGAUUUGAUUCAUUUUUCAGUUCAUCCACACCCGAUUUACCGCGUAGGAAAAUAAUUGAAAAAAUGUCGACCAAUAAAAAAUUCUUUUCAUCAUUUCGAAUGUUUAAUGCAAAUUUCUGCCUACUACAAUUGAUUAUAAUCAUUGUAAUAAUGGUUCGAAAUGUUCAUCAACAACAAUACCAUGAACGGACACCAAGUCCAAACAUACAACAACAAAUGGCAACAACAAUAAAAACAUUAUCAUGUAAAGCAUCAAUGAUACCACGUAUGUUAACCAUAAAACCAUCAUCAUCAUCAUUAUCAUCUGGUUUAGAUAUUGUUACCACUCAAGAUACAAUAACUGUUCGUUGUAUGGCUAAUUUAACCGAUCUGAAUGAUAAUUUCAUUCAUCCGGUAUUUGAUUUAUCAUUUGGUGAUACAACCAAUACUGGUGUUUAUAUUGUACGUGGACAACCUGAUUGUUUUGAUAAUUAUACUAGAUGUAAAAGUGAAUUUCAUGUAUCAACAUUGGCAUUGAUUAAAUUAUUAUUACCAUCAUCAUCUACAACAGCAAAUCAUCGUCCUCAAUAUUCGACAUCAUCACCGAAUACAAUAAAAGUUACAUGUGAUGUUGCCGAUACAUCUGGUUAUUCACGGCUACCUAUACGUUGUAAUGAUUCGGGUUUUUUUCAUUUUCCAAAAGUGUUUAAUUAUGGUGAUAUGUGCUACGCCAAAACUGGUUCGACUGAAGAUGUAUGUGGAACAAAUAUGAAAUGUUUGAAAGUUGACAAAAAUUCACCAUCAUCAUCAAUGUCGUGUCAAUGUAAACAUGGAUAUUCAAAUGUAACCAUUUGGAUAAUGGCAAUGAAUUUAGCCAAAACAAUUUGUAUAAAACCGAUUGGAUUACAACAACAACAACAAUGUUUAAUCAAUGAACAAUGUAUGGCAAUGGAUUCAAAUUCUAUUUGUCAAUAUGAUAAUAAAUAUGGCUAUCCAAUAUGUAAAUGUCGACAUGGUUAUCAUCCAAAACAAAAUAAUUCAAUCUGUCAAUCAAUUGAACGAACAACAGUACAACCAUGUACUACUGAUAUUGAAUCAACAUUAUCGAAUCAGCCUAAAAACACUGUAUCACCAUCACCAAUUAUCGAUAAACAAAUGAAAUCGAACGAAGAAUCAAGUCCAUUGUCGAAUAAAAUAAGCCAUUUAGGUUUGGUCAUAUUUUUAAUCGUACUAUUAUGGGCAAUCAUUAUUGCAGCUGUUUUAGUCAGAUAUGCAAAACAAAACAACAUUUAGAUAUUCAUUAUCAUCAUC